Messenger RNA from Manis javanica (Malayan pangolin), 997 nucleotides. The record is from RefSeq and is a predicted model, not a curated record. Lineage: Eukaryota; Metazoa; Chordata; Mammalia; Pholidota; Manidae.
CUCCCCUCGCCAUCCAGGGGGUCCCCGUUCCCCUGUCGCGCUGGGGUGCAGCCGUCGCGGCACUGCGUCCUCGAGGACCGGCGACCCCUGGCGGAGAGAGGAGGCGUAGGUCCCCGACGGCAGGAGGCCGAUGGCGGAGGCCGAGGGUCCCCUGCGCCUCCGCGACUGGCUAGUGGCUCAGAUCGAGAGUGGGGGCUACGCCGGGUCGCGCUGGGAGGACGCGGGCAUGACAGUCUUCCGCAUCCGCUGGAAGCACGCAGCCAAGCAGGGCUACCAGGCGCGGCAGGACGCGGUGAUCUUCAGGGCCUGGGCCAUCUACAAGGGCAAGUGCCUAGAGGGUAUUGACAAGCAGAACCUCUCCACCUGGAAGACACGGCUGCGCUGUGCCCUCAACAAGAGUGCCGAUUUCUGUGAGGGUCCCGGACACAGGACCCUGCACACCCCUGGAGCCCCUUGCCCUUCGAGCUCUUCAGUGACCCUGAUGCAGAAACCAGACACAGAGAUUAAGAACCUUGCCCAAGGUCACACAGCUAGUAACCCUGGGAAAGUUACUAGCUUCUCCCAGUUAAAGCCCUUAAGUGGCAAUUGCUGGUUGCACGUGCGGCUGUUCUACAGCGUCCAGCUGGUGGGCGAAGCCACUGCGCGCAAGGCCAAGGGCUGCCAUCUGUGCCCGCCUCCGCGGAGCUCCUGCUGGGGCCGCCACUGCCUGUCGCGCAGGUUCCUUCCGGAGCCGCCGCCGGGCGCCCACCUGCUGCAGCGCCUGCUGCCGCACCUGGAGCGCAGCGUGUUGCUGUGGGUGGCGCCUGAGGGAGUAUUAGCCAAGAGCCUGUGCCAGGGCCCGCACCGCGUGCAGCCCAACCAAGUGGAACGUGAGCGCACCUGUCAGCUGCUCGACACGCGCCGCUUCCUCGCCGGUGAGAGCAUGGCGAAGGGGCUCCAGGGGCCGUGGGCACAGGAGUGUGAGCCCGUGAAAUGUGGGCACAGGGGAACAGGCUAA